UGGUUGUGCUUUUUCACAGUCUGCUGUUUUAGUUUCGAGUCGUUGACGAAGGGUUCUGUGAAUUGUGCUUUGAUUGGAGUUUUGUCGAAGUGGUGGGGUGCCUACCAACAUAGAGCUACCUGUGUGCUUUCGAGUAGUUGUAGUGGUCGCGAUCGGUAUCGCCCAUCGUCCACCACCCCCCACGGAUUGAGCCUGUAGUGCCACUGAUCGGUGUGUGUAUUGUGAAUUAAGUCAAGUGAUUGAAGAUCCCAAAGAGGCAAUCAAGAAAAAUCCGUGUCCGUGAACGUGUAGGAAGUGCAGUGCGAUCCGCGGGAGCCUGCACCGAGUUGCGCACGUUGCGCAACUGCGAGUGUUCUCUCGAGUGUGACCCUGACCUUGGUGCGGUGAGUGCGUAGGUACCACCGUUGUCGACCCCAGCGCACAUCGAAAGCAAAAGUGAAGAACCCGCGCGGGAGGACCUAGCGGGGGAGACACCGUGGACGCCCCUUCGGCGGUGAAGUUUCGGCUGGCUGGCUCGUGCUAGUUCGCUCGACAUUCGCGGAGCGGCAUGGGGACGCAGGGCCGGAGGAUGGCGCAGGAUCAUGACCGGUGGAAAACGAUGCGCAAUCUGGCGGCACCGGUGCUGCUGACCGGUUGGUGGUUCCACGUGCUACUGGUGGCCACCACGGCCGUGCGGGCCGAGUCCAGCAAACUAGAGUUAGGUGGAGGAAGUACAUAUAGGAAUGAUUCAGACGUGCCAUGUCCGACGGGGACGUUUCGGUGCUCCGAGGGCAAAUGCAUCCCGCAGACGUCGGUGUGCAAUUAUCAGAAAGAUUGCGAGAAAGGCGAGGACGAGUUCAACCACUGUCCUCCCCCGGAAUGCGAGCAGGGCCAGAUCAGCUGCGGCCAGUACGUGUUCAACAAGACGUACUGCAUACCACCGCACUACAAGUGCGACAUGACCGUCGACUGCGUGGACGGCACGGACGAGUCCGACUGCACGGCGACGGUGGUGACUGGUGAUGGUGGUAGAUGCAGCCCCAUUCUAAGAUUCCGAGUGGACCGGCCGGGCGUUCGGUGCUGCACCGGAGUACCAGGGGAGAAGGUUCAGUUUAUUCUUUUUGCCAAAGGUGCGCUGAGCUCAGCGCACUUCAAGGUGAUCCUCUUUCCACGAGAACCGCUCCUCGCGUUCAAUCGCAGCGCGCUGGCGCUGCUGUUGGCUGCUGGGAAUUUAGCACCUCCACAUGAUGGCAUGGGGCUUCGGCUUGCAUAA
Armigeres subalbatus is the source of this 1252-nucleotide messenger RNA. Its product is annotated as low-density lipoprotein receptor-like. Gene Ontology annotation, molecular function: protein binding. The record is from RefSeq and is a predicted model, not a curated record. Lineage: Eukaryota; Metazoa; Arthropoda; Insecta; Diptera; Culicidae. The coding region runs from base 548 to 1252 and encodes 234 amino acids. Gene Ontology annotation, cellular component: plasma membrane. The transcript has 5 exons.